This is a messenger RNA of Centruroides sculpturatus (bark scorpion), 3542 nucleotides long. RefSeq names its product Ca(2+)/calmodulin-responsive adenylate cyclase-like. The transcript is spliced from 3 exons. The record is from RefSeq and is a predicted model, not a curated record. Gene Ontology annotation, biological process: cAMP biosynthetic process; adenylate cyclase-activating G protein-coupled receptor signaling pathway. Gene Ontology annotation, molecular function: adenylate cyclase activity. NCBI's taxonomy places the organism in Eukaryota, Metazoa, Arthropoda, Arachnida, Scorpiones, Buthidae. The coding region runs from base 49 to 327 and encodes 92 amino acids.
UUUUAUUUUCAGUUGACAUCCAACUGCCUGAUAUACGUAUGUGUCAACAUGGUUGGAUUAUUCGUGCAUAACAUUAUGGAGCGUGCACAGAGGAAAGCAUUUCUCGAUACUAGAAAUUGCAUAAAUGCCAGACUAGAAAUGGAAGACGAAAACGAAAAAUUGGAAAGAUUACUUUUAAGUGUUUUACCCCAACAUGUUGCCAUGGAGAUGAAGGAAGAUAUCAUUUCUCCAAGAGAAGGACAAUUUCAUAAGAUAUACAUCCAGAAACACGAAAAUGUCAGGAAUAAAUUACAGUGGUACAGAUAUAGUGAACUCUCAAAGUACUGAACUAAAUCAUUCACAAUAUGAAGAGUUCAAGCAAGGAUUUAUAAAAUUGUUUACUAUAUCGAGUUGUCACUAUAUCAAGAGUCACUGUAUUAAAUUCCCCAUUUGAUGUUACUUUCUUUAAGAAAUUAGUAAUUGAAAUUUAUGAUUCGUGUCGUGUGAAUCGAUAUCUAUACUUCAAUUAUGUAUUACUCUAUGAUUUAUAUUGGUUAAUAAAUAAAAAUAAUUAGAUUAAUUUGAAUAAAUUGUUGUACUCGUAUAUAACAAAUAUCCAUUAUCGUUUGAAUCAUUAUUAGAAAUGAAUUUUGUAAAAUUUACAUUUAAAUUAAGGUCAAAGUUUCUCAAAUCUGUUCAAACUUCUGAAGAGAAAUAUGGUAAUUAAAAUAGUUUAAAGUCAAACAAUUUUUCUCAUAAAAUUAUUUGGUCAUUGUUCUUUCUAGUUGUUUUGAUUGAUGAGAAAUUGUCUUUAAAGACGUUUCCUAGAAGUUAGCUAAUCUUCAAAACGUUUCGUGACAUCUCUAUGAUAUCCGGUCACGGUAAAAUCAUCCCAAAUCAUAAAACAUCUCACUACUUUUCUUUGAUUAUCUAAAAAAACAAGAAAAAGAAUCGAAGAACACAAUAGUAUUGUUAAAAGUAGUCAAUAUUUCUUUUAUUUUCGUAAUCUAUCAGUGUCGUUAUCGUGAAAGCAAAGCACUGAUUGAUGUACUCGUCUAUCUUGCAACGUACUAAUUAUCUUCCAAUAUACGUUUAAAAUAACUUCCAUUACUAAAUUAAUAGGAUUCCAACUCGAGAUUAAUAAUGUAUAUACAGUUAGAACUCGAUAUAGCGACCUCUAAAUAACGCUAGCCUUGUAAAACGCCAAUGAAUAUUGUGAACGAAUCUUUCCUGUAAAUGUUAAAUAAAUCAUUCAGUUACUACGUAUUAUGGCCGAACCUCGAUUUAGCACCACCAUCUGUUCGCUUUUUAGGCUGAUACUAAAUCGAGCAUGGUGUUAAUUAAUUUAAACUGAAUCGUACAAAUGUUAACAAUUCAGAGAUUACUAUAGGUUUUAUAUUUAGUAUUUAUGGGAUCAACGGUUCACAAGUAUUGGUUGGCGGUAUAUCGAGUUUAUAUUUUGCUAAAUUAAUGAUUUUGCAUCUUAAAACAGCUUUCGAACUUUGAAAAUUCAAACCUGCGCGUAGACUUUAAACUUUAAUUAACACAGUUAAAUCUGUCCAAAGCCUCAACAAAACGGAAACGUGCCUAAACGAAAAAAAUUCUUAAAAUCUCAGCGAUUAUCUGUGUUAAAAGUACACCUGUUUAAAACGGAAACCUGCCAAACCGAAAAAACAAACAAACAAUAUUCGUUACCGUAUAAGUCCGGUUUACACAGGUUAAAAUUCUUAUUGUUUUAGCUUCUUUAGUAUAACGCCACACUUGAUUUAGUGCCAUUCUCGGAUUCGAGAAGUUGCUGGUGCUAAAUCGAGGUUCGACCGUACGAAUAAUAGUAAUAAUAAUUAAAGAUACAUCUGGAAAAGUUUAAUUUAAUUGCCUUUUUCGAGCAUAAACCUUCUUUGGUUGUUUAUAAGAAACAUUCGAAGUAAUGAAAAAUAAAGCAAUUACACUAAAAACUUGAGUGCAAUUUUUAUGUUUUGGAACUCUUCUUGCAAUCACUGUUAUUUACUUUCGUGCAGAUCCGAGUUAGCUAAGAUUAGAAAUGGUUAUAUUCUUGCCUGUAUCGUCUGGUUUCUGUCAUUUGUGGGGGAUGCUCUUGGAAGUGAACUGGAGUAUCAGUAGAUGCCGGAACAGCUUGCUCCUGUACUUUAACAUGCUGCAUGUCAGGCAAUUUAAGAUUGCUGAUGCUGUUCGACUUUCGUAGUGUAGAUUUGAGAAAUUUAGAAAUCUCGAAAAUUGAAUCUUUUAUUUAUCUUUUUACUGUUCUUUCUUUUGCCAAGUUUAGAAGUUAUUUAUAGCUUUUUAAAUUACUUUCAAACAUCGAUAAAUUUUUAAAAUGAAUAUUUAUAGCCUAUUUAACUAAAUCGGCAAUGACUUCUUUUUUCCUCUUGUUUAUAUUGAUUAUUCUUGAACAUGUUUUUGCAUUUUAUCUAAUUGAUAAAUCAGUUACGUGAAUGAUAAGGAUCUUGAUUAUCAGUUGAUUUAAUUCCUAACGUAUCCAGAGAAGAUAAAAAGGGAAUUUUUUAAAGAUUAUAUCUACUCCUAGUUUAAGUACUAGAAUAUAAAUUAGUGGUAAACAAUGUAGAUAUGAAUCGGCUGCCAUUAUCCUAUGAAUAUCAUAAAUGAUAAACAAGCAAUUAGUACGUAUUUACUAUUAAUUCACAGUAUUUAAACUAAUAAUAAACGUUUUAUAAUACUGAAUAUGAAUAAUCUUUCAUAUCUUUAUGUUCCUUCUUCGUGAAGAAUCAAUAAAAUAAUGCCUUCUAGUACCUCUCGUACUACAGUAGUACUUGAACUAAUGAGUAAGUAGUAAGCAAUUUAGAUGAGUCAGAAGUUACAUAUUGUUAUAAUGAAUGUGUUAAUUAAUGUAUACAACUGUAUGGUCUGUAUUACUACUUAAACUAGUAGUAAUGAUACGAAUAUCUGCCAUGUAAUUUUGAAGAGAAAGAUAAUUUACAAGUCAUCCUUCGCCUGUUUACAUCGACUAAUAAAUGAACAAUUAGUUAUAUUUACUACUAAUUCAUGUACUUUACUUGGUAAAGUAAGUAAACAACUUCGCAUACUAAGAUAUUGAAUAUUUAAACAAUAUAUAAGUGAUCGUUAGGUCCAAUAGCGCAUAAAUAAUAAGUACAAGUUUACGUACAAGUAAACAAUCCGGGUUAUGAAUCGAUCGUAAUCUAUUAUAUGAUAUUGAAUGUUUUAAUAAUAUAUAAGUAGAUUUAUUAAGAAAUUAAUGUAUACGCCGUUAUUGAUUUAACUACAUCUAUAAUGUUGCUUAUCUACGAAGUUAAUAACGAAUUCUCUCAAUGAAAAGCAUUAAAAAAUGACUUUAAUUUUUGUCACGCUUCACGGAUUCUGUUUUCGUGUUCAAAAUGUUCCUCACACAUCUACCAUAAUAGAAAAAAAAAAGAGACGGUCAGAUUUUUAUGACAAAACUACUACAAUUCUUCUAUUUAAUAGAACGUUUACGGGUUGUGAAAGCGAAGAAAAUGUAUCAUAAAUCACAAAAUGAUAUUUACACAAUUCCAUUUUAUUUCAUUAAAUAAAUAUUUAUCACGCGAUUU